AUGUCGGAGGCGUUGCCCGAUCCCUCUACCCUUCUUCAACCCCCCAGCAAGACCACUGAGAUGGAGGACCCUGGAGCUGAGGACAAUGGUAUGUUCUCCAAGAUUUCCUACGUCACUUUCCUUGGAGGGAGGCUAAUUCGUGAUCUUACUUCAGCAGCUUCAGACAGCGACGAGGACCACUUUUCAGAUGCCAGCGAAGGCCAUGCAAAUUUACAACCAAAAAGCCCACAAUCCGGUCGCGCGUCCCCUGUCCCACGAACUCGAGUAGAGCGGGUCGACGACAGCCUUCAACACGGCGAAGUGCCUGGCACAGAGGCCUAUGAGAAACGAGGACAGGAUGCGGUUCCCGACGAAAUUGAAGUGAUCCCAGAAGGUUCACACCGCAGGGAUCCUCCCCCGGCGGGGUCGCAGGACCGACCCUCGACCCCAGGCGGCUCGCCAAUACCGCGGACAAUAGUCGAAAAAGUAGACCCGGAGUCGCCUAGCCAUGGCGAGAUCCCUGGCACAGAGGCAUAUGAAAAGCGCGAAGCAGAUGCCGUGCCUGAUAUUGUGACGAGGGCCUCCGACUCGGACAGCUCUCUGCCGCCACCAGCUGCGGAUCGUGAAUCCCCAGACUCCAAUGCCUCAAAUCAACCCGUUCCUGAGACACGAAUUUCUCGAGUGGACACUUUACCCGCUGAAGAUGAGCUGCCAUCACGGCCACGUGCUCAUCAAAGAUCCCCAAGUGAUGCAAUGCCUGAUUCGGUGGAAUCUCUAAACGCCGACCCUCCCACCCCACCAGAUCAUGCAGUCGAAGACGACACUAUUGAAGGGGGAGAUGACGAUGAGGGCUUCGGAGACGACUUUGAUGAGUUUGUUGAGGAGCAGGGUGAUAUGGGUGAUGAUGACUUCGGAGACUUCGACGACGGCUUCCAAGAGCCUGAGGUUGUUGAGGACGCCGCUACAGCUGGCACGACCUCCCCUCAGCAACCUCAAGCACCUAUCUCAGUUCCCCCUCUUACCAACUUCGACGACUUCAAAUCCACCUCUGAGCUCCUCACUGCCCUCCAAAGCACCCUAGACAACCUCCUCCCCAGCUCCCAAGAACUGGACUCUCUCCCACCCGUCGAACCCAUUCCUGACUCCUCGGCCAUAUUCAGCACGGAGCGCAGUCUCUCUCUAUGGUCCCAGCUCGUGGCGCCACCGCCCCUUCAACCACAAAACUGGGUCAAGUCUCGCAUCCGCCGCCUCUUCCUUGUCUCCCUCGGCGUUCCCGUCGACCUAGACGAGAUCCUCCCAGCAUCCAAACAAAAGAAGCUCAUCCUCCCCUCCAUCGACCUGGACAACUCAGGCCCUAACACCCUAUCCCACAACCAACUCCGCAAAGAGGGCGACGCUCAAAGCGAGACAACCACGACAGGGCAGGCCCCUACACGCUCAAAACCCACCCGUCGUGGCGCCGCUCCGCCGCCGCAAUUAGACCUCUCAUCCGUGCGCCGGCUGUGCGCGACCACCGAUGCCGCGCUCAGCGGCCUAACGGACACAGAGCUGACGCAGCACGUCUCGGAGUUGGAGCAGGUCACCCUGCGCGCCAGUGCAGUGUUGGAGUACUGGCUGAAGCGCCGGGACGGCUUGGUCGGCGAGAAGGAGGCGUUCGAGGGGGUCAUUGAGAAUCUUGUCAGUCAUGUCCGGCGAGUCAGGAAGUAA
Penicillium canariense is the source of this 1686-nucleotide messenger RNA. Its product is annotated as DUF5102 domain-containing protein. NCBI's taxonomy places the organism in Eukaryota, Fungi, Ascomycota, Eurotiomycetes, Eurotiales, Aspergillaceae. The record is from RefSeq and is a predicted model, not a curated record. The transcript is spliced from 2 exons. Bases 1 to 1686 code for a protein of 561 amino acids.